Messenger RNA from Clupea harengus (Atlantic herring), 2496 nucleotides. RefSeq names its product atypical chemokine receptor 5-like. The record is from RefSeq and is a predicted model, not a curated record. Gene Ontology annotation, biological process: G protein-coupled receptor signaling pathway. Lineage: Eukaryota; Metazoa; Chordata; Actinopteri; Clupeiformes; Clupeidae. Gene Ontology annotation, cellular component: membrane. Gene Ontology annotation, molecular function: G protein-coupled receptor activity.
AACUUUUGAUUCGAGUUUUUAGUAGUUGGACAGUUUCACAAGUUAUCAAGGCCCCCAACCCCUCACCUCAUUCAUUUCCUUCACACAAGUAUGUCCCCACAGCUUUCCCCAACGACCCCAUAUAUCCUGAGCCACAUCCUCACACAGUAUAUCACUUCACACAGUAUGUCCCUACAGCUUUCCCCAACGACCCCUUAUAUCCUGACGAACAUCCUCACACAGUAUGUCACUUCACACAGUAUGUCCCCACAGCUUUCCCCAACGACCCCUUAUAUCCUGACGCACAUCCUCCUACAAGUCUCCCGACAAACCAGUGAGUUUCCCUUAUCGCUGAGUCUUUGCUCAUAAGCCCAGAGUGCCACCACUGCGCUCCUCUCACCUGGGUGAAAACGGCCCUCUCACUGGAAGGACACUCAUUCGAGAGGCACGGGAAUACACACACAACACUUUGUGGAGCACACCACUUAUGACUUUCGCCAAGGAAACUUCCAGAAGACCACAAUAGAAUUGUAUAAUCUGGAAAUACUGCACUGAGCACAAAGAAGAAUCCUUUAGAACGAGGUAGAUGUGGGAAGACUCACGGAAUCGACCAGUAGAUCCUUAGUAGUGCUCUGAACUCUUCAUUUUUACAGAGAAAGCACAGUGUUGUAAGCUGACGAUGUCCGACGGCAAUGCCACCGAUCUGUUUUGGGACAUAUUUUUCCACUGCACCAUGGAGAUGGACUACAAGUCCAGACGCAUCGUCAUCUUCUUCCUCUACCUCCUGGCCUUCUUGGCUGGCCUGGUGGCAAACUGCACCGUCGUGUGGGUCAACUGGCAGCGCCGCCACUCGCACAGACCCGCCACUUUCUGCACGCUCAACAUCUGCGUCUCGCACCUGAUGGUGAUGACGGUCAUGCCCGUCUUCCUCCUGGAGGUCAUGCUGGACUACGUGUGGGUGUGGGGCCAGUUCCUGUGUCGGUUCACCAACUUCCUCUACGAGUUCAACUACUACAGCACCUCCUUCUUCAUCGCGUACCUGACGGUAGAGCGCUACGUGGCGGUCACUCGCGGCCCCCUGCCGAGGCCCUGGGGACCGGCGGAAAAACGACGGCGAACGCUGAUCUGUGCCGGGUGCUGGAUCUUCGCUCUUGUGCUGACGCCGUUGAUGGUGACCAACGUGCAGUUGGUGGAGUACCACGCGCCUGGCUGCUACCUCAUGCCUGAGAAAGACUACGUCACCUGGGUGGUCGUCAUCACCAUGACCUCAAUGAUCUUCCAGUUUUUAAUCCCCGGGGCCAUCAUUAUCACCUGCAACUGGCUCAUAGUGAAAGCCUUGAAGGAGUCACCAGAGCUUCAAAGAUCCAUUGGCGUGAGCCCGAUGAUGUUUCACAUUUACUCUGCAGCAUUUGUGGUGUGCUGGCUACCAUACCACCUUGUCAGUCUCUUAAUAAUGGUGGACGACCUCGACCCACUAAUACUAAGUUGCAACUCCACAAACAUGUUAUAUUUUUCCUUUAACGUGCUGUUCUCCCUCACCCACCUCCACUACAUUGUCAACCCGAUCCUCUACAAUUUCCUGAACCCAGGCUUUCGUAGGAGCCUCUUCAGGGCAGUCGCCCAUUACCUGAGAAAGGAGGCAACGGCCCCUGCGGAGGACGGCGUGGAGGUCGAGAGGAAGGACAAGCCCCAGAACGCUAACCCGAGGAAGACGAGCAACGCCAGCACGAGUCACUCAGACGUGGACUCCUAAGUCGUAACACCGAAGCUAACCGGAAGACGUUUAACAAGCGGAGAUGAUUAAGGAGAAGCAAGAUGGUCCUGGAACAGACAGACAUCUCUUUUAGAGAGAGAAUGGAAGAACAUGUAAUGUGCGACUGAGAACAACCCAGCAGAACAUCUAGUUAGCCGUCUCUAUCCAGCAAUCAAGCAUGUAAACAUGGUUGCACAGUUGAAUGCUCUCCUCAGUGCGAUUGUUUUAGGAAUCAAUGUCUCUUAUCUGCUGCCUGACCUAUCUGAGUGUACAUUUUUACUGUGGUUCUAAGUGGCUGUGAAAUCCAAUAGACCUGCUGUAAGAUAACUAACACUACCUUAUGUUUAGAUAUGGCUACUUGCUUAAUACACCGGUUAACAUAUUAACUGGCCUUUUAUCUGUAAUCGUAUUACUUCAUUUUCACAUUUGUCAGAAAUACAUAGCUCUGCCAUUUUGCCUUUCAUUUUGUAGCAGAAAAAUCUGUUGAAAUAUUUUCGCCAAAUUAACGAUACUUUUUCGUUAAUCAUCUAACGCCAGCCUAGUCUCUAUGCAACUUCUCUUUUUGCUCUAAUUUCCCAAAUACAAAUGGGCCAUUCCAUGCCGACUCACUUGCAGGUCCCUACAUGACCAACUCAGUUUUUCUCCAAAUAUUUAUCAUAUAUAUCCGUACUCCAGAUAUGGGCACAGGCAAAGUUUGAAAUACCAAAAGAUUACAAAAUGAUGGCAAUUUGAAUAAAGGUACCCUCACACUAAUUUUCCACUUA